CUUGUACACGUUGCACGGAAACAGGAUUCAGACAGAGGACAUCGAAUUUUAUCUCCACAAAUUUCUACCUGAUUUUUACAUUGAGAAUCCCAAAAUCGGGAUCAUGUCCGAAGAUCAAGAGAACAAGGAGGCAGCUGAUGCCUACCCAAGUGAAAAAACCCAUCUUAAUGGAGAAGGGGACCUUGAGAAGGGUGAUCGUGAUGCCUCGCUCACGGCUGAUCACGAACUUGACGAUUCGAAGGUCAAGUUUAUCAACGGUGGAAGCACACCGAAUGGAGGUGAUGCCGUCCUCACUGUUGGGAGCGGAAAGGAAGACCAGGAGUUCGCUGGAAUCGGCAAAGAAGAGUUGCUGAAGUAUGCCACAGAGCCCUUCUGGGUGAAGAUCCGUUUGGGGCUGUUCAUCACCUUCUGGUUGGCAUGGUUUGGCAUGCUGGCCGCUGCCAUCGUCAUCAUCGUGUUGGCCCCAAAAUGCCCUCCAAAGCCUGACCUGGACUGGUGGCAAACCAGUGUUGCUUACCAAGUUUACCCAAGAUCUUUCCUCGAUACUGAUGGAAAUGGAAUCGGAGAUAUCAAAGGUAUUGAAUCAAAACUUCCCUACUUCACAAAACUUGGAGUCAACACCUUGAUCAUUGGACCGAUCUACCCGACUGAAAAUGUUGACUUUGGUUAUGAUGUCACAGACCAUGUUGCCAUCAACCCAGAGAUGGGAACCAUGGCAGACUUCGAUUCUCUGCUGAAGAAGGCGCAUAAGAAUCGUAUCAAAAUCGUGCUGGACUUCAUUCCUAACCACACUAGCAACAAACACAAGUGGUUCCUUGAAAGCAGCCAGGGCAAUGCCACCAACAAGUAUCGUGAUUACUAUGUUUGGGCUGACGGAAAGGGCACUGGACCACCAAACAACUGGUUGAGCAAAUUCAGCAAGAACUCGGCAUGGACCAGAGAUGCCAAGCGUGGACAGUACUACUACCACACCUUCUUUGAGGAGAUGCCCGAACUGAACCUCCGCAACCCAGAUGUGAUGAAGGAGCUCGAAGACAUCAUGGCUUUCUGGAUGAACAAGGGCGUUGAUGGAUUCCGUGUGGGCUAUGUGUCUAACUUGGUUGAGGCAGAGAGUUUGGCUGACGAACAAACCAAUGGUGGUAGCAGCAGGCAACCUUAUGAGAACCUUGACCAUACCAUGACCAUGAAUCAGCCAGAAUCCUACAACAUCACCGACCGCUUUAGGACGUUCAUGGACAAGUGGUAUUCUAAGGAUGGAAUGGAUCAGACCAGAGUCUUGCUCGUGGAAGCCUUUGGCGACAUCAAUGCCACCAAUGCCUACAUGGGAGGAGAAGAUAAUAAGGGUGCAAAUCUGGUCUUCAACUAUGAACUGUUCUCUGUGGAGUACAAUUGCAACAGCAGGUGCAUUGCUGAGAAGGUCAAAAGGGCACUGUCCGCACUUGCCCCUAAGAAAUGGGCCAACUGGAUGACUGGCAACCAUGACAGCAUUGGACGUGUUGCUUCUCGAGUUGGAGUGAUGUCCGUCAAUGCCAUGAACACCCUGAUGAUGAGUUUGCCUGGUACAACCAUCUCCUACUUUGGUGAUGAGAUUGGCAUGAGCAGCUUGGAUCUGACUUUCGCUGAAACCAAGGACAAAUGGGGCAAGAACUUUGGUGCUACUGACUAUAAGCUGGUUUCUCGAGAUCCAUCCCGCUCCCCCAUGCAGUGGACCAGUAAAACCAGUGCCGGUUUCACGAAUGCUUCAUCCUGGUUGCCUCUUACCACUAACUACAAUGAGUUCAAUGUUAUGGCAGAAGAAGCUGUUGGCAGCACUCACAAGUUCCCCAAAGUCUACGCUGAGCUUACGAAACUGCGCAAGGAGCCGUCUAUGCUGUGGGGUCAGUUCUUCGAUGCCGAGCUCAAUGACAAUAUCUUUGCCUUCGUCAGGAAAGCUGAGGGUCAUCCUAGUUACUUGGUUGCCAUCAACUUCGGGAAGCAACCUUCCAGCGAUGACUACACCAAGGCUGUUAAGAACCUCAUCCCGGAGGAAGGCGAGGUUGUCUUCAAUUCGUACAAUUUUGACCAUGAAGAGUUAGCUGUUGGCAAGACCGUGAAGUUGACUAACAUCUUAUUGAACCCUGGCGAGGCUGUCAUCUUUAAGUUCCCGUGGUCACAAUAGAGACACUAGUGUACUCUGUAGAUAAAAAAGGCACCAAUUGGAAUGAUCCAGUCUCCUUAGGUCAGCAUGGCUUCCAAAAGUCAGCAGAUUAUUUUUCUCCUCAUGAAAAUAUGAAUAUUUCCAGUGUAUUAUCCAGCUGUAUUGGCAUUGCCAAUCACCUUUAUUAUUGUUCCUUCAAUAGAACGUAGCUUACUUGAGAUUGUCUUAUCAAUGGUUAACCUAUUUGAAUGUACCAAUGUAUUGUGUUUAACUGCAUUUCUAUUUCCCUGACCCACGAUCAAAUAGGAAUGGCGUACCCCUUUAGAAAUACUGAGCAUUAAACUGCUUGUACCAACUGGUGUCUUCUAGAAAAGCAAAAGAAAAAAUAUUUGUGCAGGUUUAGAGUGUGAUAUCAGUGUAACAUGCUAUAUUACUAUUGUAGCCUUUUUGUCACCAACUUGCAUUAUAGAGACAAGUCCAUGUUUAGCUGUACAACUGUCAACUCCAAUGUUUAUGUCUUGUCAUAACUGUCUAUUCAUUCAGCUAUUACCCAAGAUGAUAUCACCUCUUUGCCCUGCUGUGCUGAAUCAGCAUUGUUUGCUCCUCUGUAACCCGGGAAUAUGUAAAUGACGAAGCGCAAUCACCGACAAUGUCCCCGUCCGCUCUUGUAAACUGUGAGAAAGUUUUGCAAUAAAUGCUGCUUCUGCAAAAGAUGA
Lineus longissimus is the source of this 2853-nucleotide messenger RNA. Its product is annotated as maltase 2-like. Gene Ontology annotation, biological process: carbohydrate metabolic process. Lineage: Eukaryota; Metazoa; Nemertea; Pilidiophora; Heteronemertea; Lineidae. The transcript has 8 exons. Bases 104 to 2158 code for a protein of 684 amino acids. The record is from RefSeq and is a predicted model, not a curated record.